AUGGAAACCAUUUGGAAGGAUCCUUUCGUCAUUGUUGUGGAUUGUACAUUCUGGACCAAGAAGUUUGAUAUUCGUCUCUCAGUUUUCCUUCAACUUUCUAAACACAUUCCACAAGGUGCAAAGAAGAAUUUACAAGAUAUCUAUGUGGUGAAUCCAAAUAACUUCUUUAACAAGACAACCAAGAAACUUGUUUCAUCUUUAGGAUAUUCUCGUUGGAAGGUAUUGACCGGUGAAUCUUUGGCUGCUGCUGCUGAGAAUGGAAAGACCAAGAAUCCUCUAGAUCUUGCUAAACCAGAACAUUUGUUGUUGUCUCCAAUCACUCAACAAAUCUUUACAAAGAGUGAAAUUGUGUUCAAGGAUGUUCAACUUGUCUUGUCCUCUCAUGUCACUGAAUGUGAAAUUAGACUCUUUGAUCAAUACUUGUUCAUUAUUGUGAAGGAUGAAAAGUUUAUUGGUAACAAACUUGUUUGUGACUGUGUUGAACACAUUCCAGUAACAAAAAUCUCUGAUAUUGCCAUCAAGAAAUCACUCUUUGGUAAGUCUGGAAAGGCCACCAAAGACUUCACAGUCAAGUACAUUGACGACGAAGAUGCUGAAGCAGUUUAUAACUUUAGAAGCCAAACUGUCGAAGAAAGAGAACAAAUCAUGCAAGGAAUUAGAAACUAUGUGGAAAGAAAAUCAAGAGGUACCAAGUCUGCAAAGGAAGUUGAACGUGACUUUAAGAGACUUAAGGUUCAAGAUGUACCAGGACAGCUGCUUGCCAUUUCAUUCUUUAAUCUUGACUCAAAGAGUCCUUCAAUCCGAACAAGCGCGUACUCCUUGCUAACAUCCAUUUUUGAACAAUUGAAACUUCCAAAACAUCCAAUCAUUCUUGAAAGUGACGUUGUAUGCGUUCCAAGAAAUACUGAAACCUUUGUUCUCAGAAUUAGCGAAUAUUUCGCAAGAAACAAACCAGAGUUAACUCUUGAGUUUAUGAAAGAAGCAUUGAAUGCAUUCAAGACCAUCCAAGGAAGCAAAUCGAAACUCAAGUUUGCUUCUUUCAUUUUACCAUGGUUGGAUAAUCUAACACGAUUUGAAAUUUCGCACAAUAGUAGUGAUGAAGCAGAUGAAAAGACAGAAGCAAUCAAAGCAUGGUUUGAGAACUUUACAAAACUUUGUAUUUCCUAUGAAGAUAUUUAUCCAACUCUUCAAGCAGUGUGGAGACAUGCAUGCAAACUUUCUCUCCCAUUGACCAAAAUUGCCAUUGAAAGUGUUCUCAAACAAGGUACCACCGUUGAUAUGUUAAAUGCUGAUCAAUCGGUCAUUGGAGACAUUUUGGAAACAAUUUUAACCAAUGCUCCACCACAAUGGAAUUCUGCUCAGUUUGUCAUUAACAAGAUUAUUGAGCCAAUCAUGACACAAGAACUUCAUAUCGAUCUUCUUCACAAAGCAACUGUGAAGGAAUUGGUCAAAUCGAAGGAUAUUUUGGGAAGACUUCCUGUCUACAUGUCCUAUUUGUUAGUGUUGUCUUUCCAUAGCCAAAUCAAUUUGAUUGACAAUUUACCAUACUUAUUAUUUAUCAUUUCCAUGUUCUUGGGUGUUGGUGCUGACACAUACAUGAGAUCGAUGGCUUAUGGUAUUUGCUCCAACUGUGUGCAUGGUCUUAUUCUAGAAUUGCCUUCGACUGAGCAAUAUGAACCUCUUCGUACCAAGCUCACUAAACUUCACUUGAAGAUGUUGAGUAAGGAUAUUAAAUCAAGUUUCAUGGGAGGAGAUUAUGAACCACAACCAUUUGCUUCCUAUUCUGAUUAUAUUAAUAAGGCAGCUUCUGGAAAUCCAACUUUGGAACAAACCACCAUGUACAAGUAUGAAGAGAUUAUGAGAUACUUUAAAGAAAUUAUGGAAUGUUUCAAUAUUUCUUAUGAAAUCAUUCAACAAAAUAGAAAAAUUCCACCAACCAAGAUUCAACCAACAACUCUCUACGUGUCGGGUGGAAUGACCUCUUCAAAGAUGACUGAGGAAGUGUCUGAUAACUCGAAGGAGAAUAACACUGGACUUGAAGAUGACGGUACUGAGAAUGACAUGACAGAGGGAGAUAUUGAUGAUGAUCACACCACCACUCUCAGUUCUAUUUCUGCCAUUCCUAGUACAAGUACUUCAGAUUUUGUGAAAUCAGGAUCGGAUACCGUUAAUAACGUUUGGUUGAAGAUUUUCACAAAUUUAUGUAAGGACACGAUGAAGACAGCAAACAUUCUUCUCUUCCCCAAGUCACUCAUUGCAUACAGUAUUGUUUCUACCAUGGAACAAUCCUAUGACAUGAUUCCAUUUGUUUUGAACUUUAUUGGUAAGAGAGGAGUUGACACAUUGGCUGAAGACGAUUUGAUGUUGUCUGUUGUGUUAUCCAUCAACCAAUUCUGUACUAAUUUGGUAGUUGAAAAGGAUAGAAUUGAAACUAUUAGAAAAUUAGUUCUCUUUGGAUUCUUGUUAUUGACUGUUGGUAACACCAAGAUUUAUUCUGCCGUGACAAAAAUGUUGAGUACUGUUUUUGGUAUUUUGUUUGAAGCUGGUGACAUUCAUGAUGGUUUCACUUCACUUGGAGAUUACUUCCAAGCUGUCUUCUCAUCUGAGUUCUCUAAAUAUAGAAACUUUACCAAAGAUUUCGAGGAAACUGUUGGAAUAUCAUUUGGAGAACACUUUUCAUUUGCAUUUGCUAUCUUGAUGAUGAAAGGUUUGAGCGUUGAGGACUCAACCAUCAGAAGAGCUUCUAUUUCCUUGUUGAAACAAGUUCUUUCCAUUUCAUCUAAACUUAAAUAUGAACCUCAAAAACAACUUGGAUUUAUUACUGCUCUCAUUCCAUUUGACAAGCAAUAUAAUUCUGUAUUAUAUAGUGAACAACUUUUCACAGACAAGAUGUUCACAAAGGAAACUGUAUUCCUCUUCCAAAAGUAUCUCUUUACCAUUGCUUCCAAUGUUGAUAUUGACAGUUGUGCUUCGAUUUACAAGACUUUGGCAAGAGGAUUUGAAAUUAUUCCUGAUACCUUUGCAGAUGUCUUCCAAGACCACCACAGCAUGUCACAAGUCAUUAAGGUUUAUACUUCAUCACAAGAUGACAGUAUUAUUGAACAUAGUCUUAACUUGUUCAAGAUUAUGAGUAACAAUGCCAAGUCGAAGAAGUUACAAGUCAAGGAACCAUUUGCUGAAUAUGGAUUUAAGGGUUUCAAAGAUCAAUGCACUUUCUCUGGCGUCAAAGAUGAAAUGAAGAAGAAAUGUCAAAAGAAAACAAUUUCCUUCCUUGUGGACAACUUCAAUGAAAAAGAAUAUCCAUCCAUGGACUCUGUUAUCAUUUCCAAGACAGGAAUGAAGAAGAACGUUGUGAGAAACAAUUCCACCCAUUCACCAGUCACAAGACAAAACUCUAGCGGAUUGAUCAAUAAGAAGUAA
Molecule: messenger RNA, 3420 nt
Organism: Naegleria fowleri
Lineage: Eukaryota; Heterolobosea; Eutetramitea; Acrasida; Naegleriidae
Exons: 1
Coding region: 1-3420 (1139 amino acids)
Source: RefSeq, a predicted model, not a curated record